Molecule: messenger RNA, 690 nt
Organism: Puntigrus tetrazona (Sumatra barb)
Lineage: Eukaryota; Metazoa; Chordata; Actinopteri; Cypriniformes; Cyprinidae
Exons: 5
Coding region: 40-651 (203 amino acids)
Source: RefSeq, a predicted model, not a curated record
CUGGACUCUGAACGGUUAUCCUUUGAGAAUGAGAGAUUGAUGUCCAAAAAAAAGGAAAAGAAGAAGUUAUUACGGGAAAACAGGGACGAAAAGGAAAAGUAUGAAACGAAUAGAGUCCGCAUGGAGGAGGAGAUACAGAGGCUUACUGACUGCAUUCAAGAAAAGCACAAGGAAUAUAAUCAAGUGAAAGCAAAUCUGGAGAUGGCAAAUAAAAAACGGGUCUCCAGAAGAAUCCGAAAACGGGCAGAGAACGAAAAGUUGUGUGAGGAGCUCGGGAAGGUCACGGAGAGCUAUGACUCGCAGGAUUUCAGUCCUGCUUAUCCAUUAAUGACGAUGUGCCACUUCGAGGACUGUAUUUCUUUCUUUCUUGAUUUGAUGGAAGACGCAUCUCCUGAGGACCUCUGCAAAUUACAAGAGCAGAUUUGCAAACAAAAUAAAGCCAGGGAGCAGGCAAAGGAACGCCUCAGAUGUGGAGCUUUAUUUGAAGAACGGAGGCAGAGAAGACUGGAGAGAUCACUUUCUCCACCGCUGAGAGUACCUGGAAAAAAGCUGAUGCCACGUACCCAGCCUUCGAACGACAUAAGAAAGAAACCGAAACCAGUGGAAACCAAGAAGAUGAACGAAGAUUUAUACGCUUACUUUCUGGAAUAAUACAUUUAUAGUAGAAGUAGAUAGAAGAGUAGAUAGAAA